Symbiodinium necroappetens is the source of this 810-nucleotide messenger RNA. The record is from the annotation of a GenBank genome assembly. Lineage: Eukaryota; Dinophyceae; Suessiales; Symbiodiniaceae.
AUGGGCACCGGUGCCAUCUACGGCUUCAUCGAGGCAGAUGCGGGUCAGAGAGUGGUGGCCUUUUGUGGGCCCUGUACUGCCACACGCCUGGCCACUGCAUCUUCAGGCUUCUUGCCCGGGCUCUCCUUCGAAAACUUGAGAGCAGCCUCAGCCCAGCUGGCAUGGACCAGGGAGCCUGCUAUGGCGCCGGGAUUGCUAGACCAAGAGGCAUUGAAGGAGGCCGUGACCACAGCUGCGCCUCAGCUGCUGCCAGCCGAUGGAUCAUGGCUGAGGUAUUUCUGCUGGAUGACCGCUGGGCACGCUCUGGAAGGUGUGGACCGCCUUAUCUCUGAGGCAGCGCGUCCAGAGUCUGCCGACUUAGCUGCAGCAGCUUCUGUGUGGGCGGCUGCGCUCGGUCGAGAGGCUCUUGCGGACUUCCUGGAGAGGCUAUCCGCCAGAUGUGAAGCAUCACAGAUGUCUGCUGCGUUGCGCCCAGCCCUUCGCAUCCGCCGUGCAGGACGGGAGCGGGAGACCGAUGAAGAGCAGCUGUUCACCCACAUCUUUGAUGGUCAUGUGGCAGGUGUCAUUUUCGACUUGGCUGCCGGCGCAGAUGCAGAGGCACCGGGGCCCGCCAUCCACCGAGGCGACGUUGGCUGCUGCAGGUGGACUCCGCUGGCGGCUGCUGCAGAGAUUUCAGGUCGACGGAAGCAAGGUGCAGUUAUUGCGGGCCUGCUCUUAGCCGCAAAGGCAAAUGUAGACCGGAAAUGUCCGGGGCCGUGUGGAUGGACUCCGCUGAUGCGCGCUGCGUGUGGUCCUCGAACUUGGCGAGAG